Molecule: messenger RNA, 501 nt
Organism: Musa acuminata AAA Group (dessert banana)
Lineage: Eukaryota; Viridiplantae; Streptophyta; Magnoliopsida; Zingiberales; Musaceae
Exons: 1
Coding region: 1-501 (166 amino acids)
Cellular component (GO): membrane
Source: RefSeq, a predicted model, not a curated record
AUGGCUAAGGCGUGCAAGGAACAACUGGUGGGGAUGGGCCAGACAUGCUCAGGGCUUCUGGCCGCCGUGGUGUUCGCGUCGACCUUAUCCAUCCCCGGCGAGAAGGAUCCGGCAACCGGAAACCCGGUCUAUUUCGACAGGCUACCUUUUCGGAUCUUCUCGCACACGUUCGUGAUUGGGUUGUCAAGCGCCGCUACAUCUCUGGUGUUGUUCCUAUCCCUCCUCGUCGCGCCUUACAAGGAGCAGCAGUUCCGCCGUGCCAUCCCAGUCAAGUACUUCUUCGCCUGCUUGUCAUUUGGGAUCGUGCUGCCGGCUUUUCUGGUGGCAUUCACCUGCAACAUCUACUUGCAAAUCUGUGGCGGACAGAGAUCGGAGUCGAAGGACUUGAUUAUACUCCUACUGGAGCUCAUCGUCUUCCCUUUCGUGUGCACCUAUUUUUUUUCCGUCUUUCGGUUCUUUCUGGCGUUGACUCAGUUUUUGUCUCUAUGCUGUGAGGUGUGA